Messenger RNA from Pseudovirgaria hyperparasitica, 1806 nucleotides. RefSeq names its product Ppx-GppA-domain-containing protein. The transcript is spliced from 3 exons. The record is from RefSeq and is a predicted model, not a curated record. Lineage: Eukaryota; Fungi; Ascomycota; Dothideomycetes; Acrospermales; Acrospermaceae. Gene Ontology annotation, biological process: regulation of transcription by RNA polymerase II. The coding region runs from base 1 to 1806 and encodes 601 amino acids.
AUGCCACAUCUCCCUGUUGAGAAGCCUGGCUACAAGGCUAUAGUGGAUAUGGGCAGUAAUGGUAUACGCUUCUCGAUCACUGACACUUCCCCUGAAGUCGCCCGUAUCCUCCCGGUCAUCUAUCAACACCGCACCGGCAUCUCCCUCUACGACGCCCAAUGGCAGGGCUCCGACGCUAUUCCCAUCCCCUCGUCCACCAUCAAUGAGGUUACCGCUGCCCUCAAGGCCUUUCAACGCACCUGUGCUGCCUUUGGCGUCCCCAAGUCCAACGUCCGCAUCGUCGCUACCGAAGCAACACGCACCGCAAAGAACUCCGUCGAACUCCAGCAAAGCAUCAAACAUGAGACUGGCCUCGACGUCGAGAUGUAUCCUAAGGACACAGAGGGGCUCGUCGGCGCAUACGGCGUGGCAUCCUCCUUUGACGCCGUUCGCGGCCUCGUCAUGGAUCUCGGAGGCGGCUCAACUCAGAUCACUUGGCUCGUGUUCCCGGACCAUGACCAUCCGGAGAAGGUCAGCCUCAGCGACAAGUUUUCCGUCAGCAUGCCGUACGGUGCUGCCGCGCUCCUGCGCCGGCUCCGUGAAGCCGAAGCGUCCGGCGCAGAUGCAGUCGCAGCGCUCAAGAGCGAGAUCACGACCGCCAUGAAAGACGCCGUGCACGCAAUCGGGAUUCCAGACCACCUCCUGGCCGACGCCGACGGGAAGGGUCUCAAUCUAUAUCUCUCCGGCGGCGGCUUCCGCGGCUGGGGUUUCGUCCAGAUGCACACACACCCGGUCCAGCCAUAUCCGAUCCCCCUGAUUAACGGCUUCCGCAUCGCGCCCGCAGCCUUCUACAACACAUCCGCCAUCACAUCCGCCGUCGCAAGUCUCGUGUCCGACGACCACAGCGCCAUCUUCCGCGUGAGCGCCCGCCGCGCAACCCAAGUCCCCGCCGUCGCCCUACUGGUCGAAUGCCUCCUCGCCGCCCUCCCCACCAUUUCAGACGUCUUCUUCGCUCAGGGCGGCGUGCGCGAGGGCACCCUAUUCCGCGAGCUCGCAAACGAUAUCCGCACUCAGGACCCGCUGCACGUCGCCAGUGCCCCCUUUGCCCCACCGCACGCACACCUCCUCGCGCCCAUCCUCAGCCACGCCAUCCCGUCUCAUGACACACACACCCCUGGCGAGCUCACCUGCCCAUACACCCCCGCCGACAUAUCCGCCUUUGCCGGCACACUAUACAUGCACGCCGCCCUCCCAAGCGAUGUCCGCGCCGCAGCCGCACUACGCAGCACCACGACGGGCGCCUUGGCCGGUACACACGGCCUCUCGCACGUGCGUCGCGCCGAGCUGGCCGUACUACUGUGUGAGAGCUACGGUGGCCGUAAGGCGCUGACAGGCGCGGAUCUGGUGUUCUACACUAGUCUUGUGCGUCUCUUGCCGGCGGCUAAGGCGUGGUGGGUUAUGUAUCUGGGCCGUGUCGCGGGCGUAGUUAGGGGUGUGUGGCCUGCUGGGGUUGUGGUCGGGGAUGUGGCGAGGUUGAGUGCUGGGUGGGUUGUACGUGGUGAUGGGGAGAAGGGUGGGGAGGGUAGGGUUGAAAAGGAGAAGGAGGGGAAGGGCGAGAAGGAGAAGGAGAAGAAGAGGAAAGUAGCAACUGUGCGAUUUGAGCUUGAGCUCCACGGUCCUGAGGGCGCGGCGCUGUGGACGGAGGAUGUGCAGGGCAAGGUGCGUGCCGUGGAGAAGGCGGGCAAGAGGAAGCAUUGGGUGGACUUGGACACGGGGUUUGGCGUGGAUGUGGUUGUGCGGAGGUCCAUAUAUACAUGCCCGCCCUAG